Coffea arabica (coffee) is the source of this 1380-nucleotide messenger RNA. RefSeq names its product protein FAR1-RELATED SEQUENCE 5-like. Gene Ontology annotation, molecular function: zinc ion binding. The record is from RefSeq and is a predicted model, not a curated record. NCBI's taxonomy places the organism in Eukaryota, Viridiplantae, Streptophyta, Magnoliopsida, Gentianales, Rubiaceae.
ACUUGAAUGAAAAAAUGCGACUAUAUGAAUUCGUUAGAAGUUUUGAUUUGGCAAUAGCAUGGCUUCGACAUACCGAGAGCAAAGCAGUUCACACAAGCGAAAACACAAAACCAGUCUUAACCACAAUCCUGCCCGAAUUAGAGGGGAGCGCAGCGGAGGUGUUUACAAGGAAUGUGUUCUUCAUGGUGAGGAAGCAUUUGAACAGGCAAGGACUUCUAAUUUCUGAGGGCUGGAGCGAGGAUGGAGGGAAUCGUACAUAUUAUUACUCGAAAUAUGGUGGACACGAAAUAAGUUGGAGGGUGGAUUAUGAUAGGUCAAUGGAGAAGCUAAUCUGCUCUUGCAUGAAAUUCGAGUCAAAGGGGAUUCCUUGUGCUCACAUGUUUCGCGUGAUGGUGGUAGAAGGAAUGAACAGGAUCCCAGAAGCAUGCAUUUCGAAGCGGUGGACAAAGGGAGUUCACUGUAGUAAUAAUGGAAUGAAAGAAUUUGUUGCAGACGAACAGCUGACACAAAUGGCCAGAUAUGGCACUUUAAAGUCCAGCUGUAAUACUAUGUGUUACUAUGCCUCCUACAUGGAUGAUGCGUUUAAUGACCUGCAACAGAUGUUUGACAAGCAUUCUGUGGACCUAAAGGAGAAGUGGAUUGAUAGGGGAUAUGGGGGAGAUGGAUUUGCAAUGGAUUCAAGAGUGAGGAACGAUAGAAGUAGAAGAACAUUCGGGCUGUUAGAUCCUAGGGUGUCCCGGUGUAAAGGUGAUCACAAGCAUGCAGAAGCAAAGAAGAAAAGAAAGUGUGGUCAUUGCAGAUUGCAGGCAGGCCACAACCAACGAACAUGCCCAUACAAAAAGAAUUCGCACAACACAGCAGUUGAUGAUGAUUAUAUGGAAAACUGUUUGGAUGACUCGCUGGAAAAAUCAUUUGAAAUUGGUACGGGCUGCAGCGACUCAGGCGAAUGGAGAGGACAAGCAUUUGUACCACAACCAUUCGGUAGCGGUGGAAGGGACACAGGUGGCCAACAAAGAAGUCCAGGAGAAAGAUGAGGCACUACUGUUGUGAUGCUUCGGUUUGCAGUUACGCAAUAAAUAAGGCAGGUUUUGGUGAGUCGAGGUGCAAGAGUAGUCUUUCCAUGAAACAAGUACGAAAUUGUAAAAGGGGAAGGGUUUGUAUCUUUCCUUCGCAUUAAUUUGUCUUGAGCAUGAGAAGGCUACAAGGUAUUCGUGAAUGCGGGGAAAGCUGGGUAUAUUGUUUAAAAAAUUUUGAUUCCGUUACCAUUGAAGUGUAAAUAAUGUAAGUUUGAAUGUGUCAUGGGCCAUUGUAAGCUGUUAUCACCACAGCCACUGAAAGGUUGUAAACAGUCAUUGUACUGAUGCAGUACCUGUUGGUAAA